AUGUGCACCCUACUUGCUAUACUUAAUCCUACUAAUUUCUGAUUUAAUGACUCCAAAUGCGUCCAUGAGCUUUUUUUUUUUAACCGUUUUAGCACGUAAACUGUUUCGAAAGUGAACGACAGCGCCCUUUGCCCUAUCACAUUUGUUCGAUCCUCACUCUGGUGCACAACACAUUACAAAAGUAUUUCGAUUUUAAUAUUAAAAAGGCCCUUUUUAUACUUACGCACAACAGAAAUUGAGUGAUUUCAAACCGUUUUUUUUUAUUUAUAUUUGUGCGUACAAAGAUAGUUGCAAAUCACAGGUGGGCGUGGCGCAGCACAGGUGAGCCGUCCGAUGCGGAAGUAAGCUACGCGUUUUAGUGUUUUGUUUGGUAUAAACGAAAAAGGACGCCGCCCGCAGUUUACUGUGUACACAAACAAAGAUGCCGGAGCGGAGCGGACACCGACCGGGGAGCGACGCCCACGUGGAUUACAAGCGUUCCCCUCGCUUCGAUAAGUAUCACGGCGGAGAUCGCGAAGAAAAGCCCGGCGUCGCUGACGGGCGAGCUUCUGCUGGUGACAGGAGGCCCAGACAAAGGGACAUGACAAGUACCUCUCAAGCCGCUUUCAGAGAACACCACCAUCAAAGACCUUCAAAACCGUAUGGAUCAUCUUCAGCGUAUUCCUCCGAGGGUGAAUAUCACGAGCGGCAACCCAGAGAAGCUCUUUACAAUCUCCGUUACGUCCUCACCAGUCGAGGCCUUUGCCAGCUGAUGGAGGCCUUCGUCAACCUUCUGAUCGUCAUCUGCGCCGGCGUGCCUCACAGCAACAACGGCGGCUAUCGCGACCUGGCCAGCCUGGGCGGCAUCUACCACUAUCACUUCGGGGGAGCCGGCGCCUUCCACGGCACCGACGCGGAACGCGUGCAGGAACUGGACCGGUUGUUCAAUGAGCUCAAGAGGCCGCCGUACGCCUUCGCCAUGGCGUGCGGGGGGAUCGUUAUGAUCUACGCCCUGGUUAUGCUCGCCCUGGGUGUUUUCCGAGUGCCUUACCGCUAUCCGCCAGUCCUGCUGGGAGAAGCUCUGGUCGACCUGCUGGUGGGCUUGGGCUACAUCGCCGGCUUGGCCUUCUUCUUCAUCAGAGUGCAGGAAACCUACGACGACCCCGUCUGCCGGGAGAGGGAGCGCAUGUACAAGAGCAAAGGUCACAAGGGCUUCGAGUGCCAGUUUCACGGCGCCGACAUCGCCGGGGGCCUGUUCGGCGCGCUGGGCCUGGUCGCGUUUAUCUCAGGGGCCGCGUUGGCCGUCAGAGCUUUCCGCGCCGUGCGGGAGAUGAAGAAGCAAAAGGGCAAUAAUCAGGAUAACCCCUUUUGAUUGUAGUUGGACCAUGAACAUUAGACUUUUUAUGAAUCAAUCAAUAUUUGAGUCACACUGAAUCUGUGAAUCUUUUAUCGACUGAACUUCUGUUUAAAUUGUUUCUCAUGCUAUUUUCGAAUAGAAAGGACAAGCUCUGCUGCAGAAAGUGAGCCAACUAAAAAAAAAAAAAAAUUACCGUAAUUCCCGGCCUACAGAGCGCACCCGGUGAUAAGCCUCAGUCGGUACACAGAAAGAGUUUAACGCUAAGGCGGCAAUGCUAAACGUGGCGACGUUAACACUAGCUAGCGCGGCAGCUGUGAAAAAAGUCGCGGCUUGUAGGCCGGGAAUUACAUUACAUUUUUUUCGUAAGUCAUCUGUUUUUUUUUUCUCGCCCAAAAUGAUUUUGGAUAAUUUUGCAUUGCUGGAUCCGAACAUGACUUAUCAGAUUCUUUUGUUCAGGACAGACUUUUAUGCCAAGUUCUUCCCGGUUUAUUAAUCAAAUGUGACAAACAAAGUUGCCAACUGUUGAUCGAAUAGUCGACAUCAUUAAAAAUAAGUACUUCAAAAAUGAAUCUUACAUCAUUAUCGUUGAAAAUGCAGGGCAUGGACCACUCGUGAAAAUACCUGGAUAUAUGGACAAAAUGUAAAAAAAAAAAUUGCCAUACUUCAAAAUGUUGAGCUAAUUCAACAAAGAAAGCUUGAUAUUUGGAUUCAGCGCAUCAUAAAUUUUCCUAAAUCAAUUAGAAAUCUUAGACAACAUUUUUUGUUGCUGACCUGUAUAAUUGACCCCCCCCCCUGCCCCUCCAAAAAAUGUUUAUAAUUUCCUAAAGUUACCACAAAGUGCUGACCAAAGCAUUACAUGAAACUCCUCAACUCACCUCAACAUAAUCGCUUCUCACCAGGACGCCACAAACAUAUUUUAUAUUAGAAACAGAGCAGUUGCAAAUAUGCAGGGUAACACUAUUGUGGCAUUUUUAUUUUGUCUUUUGUAUUGUUUACGUACUUGUGUAUUGUUUAUUAUUUUCUUAGCUGUACCUACAUAUUUUACCCCAUAUUAUUAAUAAAUAAAUACUCCAAGAGCAUCUUCCGAGUGAGGGUUAGGGUAUUUCUGCGUUUUACCACUAGAUGGCAGAUGUACUGCGUUCAGUUUGUAAUGUAAAUAUUGAACAUGUAACCUUUUUGUUUUUGUCACGGUUUUAUUUUCAGUAUGUGGACAACUCGAAAUGGACUCUUCUUCACAAAUGCCAAUCUAUGAUCAUAUUCAGGAGUGUUAAAAUAAUCAAAAGAACCUGACAAAAAUAGGAU
This is a messenger RNA of Syngnathoides biaculeatus (alligator pipefish), 2638 nucleotides long. RefSeq names its product MARVEL domain containing 3 (gene marveld3). Lineage: Eukaryota; Metazoa; Chordata; Actinopteri; Syngnathiformes; Syngnathidae. The transcript is spliced from 4 exons. The coding region runs from base 422 to 1351 and encodes 309 amino acids. Gene Ontology annotation, cellular component: membrane. The record is from RefSeq and is a predicted model, not a curated record.